Panicum virgatum (switchgrass) is the source of this 1108-nucleotide messenger RNA. Its product is annotated as cytosolic sulfotransferase 5-like. The record is from RefSeq and is a predicted model, not a curated record. The coding region runs from base 71 to 1108 and encodes 345 amino acids. Gene Ontology annotation, molecular function: sulfotransferase activity. Gene Ontology annotation, biological process: sulfation. The transcript has 2 exons. NCBI's taxonomy places the organism in Eukaryota, Viridiplantae, Streptophyta, Magnoliopsida, Poales, Poaceae. Gene Ontology annotation, cellular component: cytoplasm.
CAGAUCAAGAUGAUGCUGUUCUGCUAAGCGUUCCCGUGCCCAAAGCCACCAUCUGCGAAGCCGCGAGGCUAUGUCUCCCUCUACGCAAACUUCUCCCUUGCAGGCCGAGCAAGACGCCUGUGCAGAAGCGGAAACCAACCCAGAACUCUACCAGCAUUUCGCCAACCUGGUCUCCUCCUUGCCGAGCUCGGAAGGCUUGUCCCACAACCAAUUCUACCGCCAUGACCAAGGUUGGCACACCGGCCUGGUGGUUAUGGUCGGCGCCAUGGUCGCCGACGCGUGCUUCACCGCGCGGCCAUCAGACAUCGUCGUCGCCACCCUGCCCAAGUCCGGCACCACGUGGAUCAAAUCGCUUCUCUACGCCACCGUGCACCGGAGAGAGCACCACCCCGCCGCCGCCGACCACCCUUUAACCUCACUCGGCCCCCACGGGUGCAUCAAGUUCUUCGAGUACCAGAUCUACACGAGGAACAAGGUUCCGGACCUCGACAAGCUCCCGGACCCAAGGCUCUUCUCGACGCACGUCCCGUCCGUGUCGCUGCCGAGGACCAUCGCCACAUCGGGAAGCAAGAUCGUGUACGUGUGCCGCGACCCCAAGGACCACCUGAUCUCGCAGUGGGACUUCGCGAAAAAGUUCAGGGUCAUGAACCAGCUCGAGCCCUUCUCGGUGGAGGCCGCCGCCGAGCUGUUCUGCCGCGGCUUGUCGCCGUUCGGGCCAUACUGGGACCACGUGCUCGGGUACUGGCGGGCGCACCGGUCACCGCCGGACCCAACACUCUUCUUCAGGUACGAGGAGAUGCACAAGGACCCGGCGGCGCAUGUCCGGAGGCUGGCUGAGUUUGUGGGCCACCCGUUCGGCACUGGGGAGGAGGAGGACGCCGCGGUGGACGCCAUUGUGAGGCUGUGCUCUUUUGAGCACAUGAGCGGGCUGGAGGUGACCAAGACCGGCAAGACUGAUUUGGUCGUCGGCGCGGUUGAGAACAGCUCAUUCUUCCAGCGUGGCGUGGUGGGGGAUUGGGCAAACCAUCUCUCGCCGGAGACAGCGCGCCACAUCGAUGCUAUUACCGCGGCUAAGUUCAUGCGUUCCGGACUUCCGGUCUUGUCUUAG